Tripterygium wilfordii is the source of this 1163-nucleotide messenger RNA. Its product is annotated as zinc finger protein ZOP1-like. The record is from RefSeq and is a predicted model, not a curated record. NCBI's taxonomy places the organism in Eukaryota, Viridiplantae, Streptophyta, Magnoliopsida, Celastrales, Celastraceae. The transcript has 6 exons. Gene Ontology annotation, biological process: mRNA splicing, via spliceosome. Gene Ontology annotation, molecular function: RNA binding; zinc ion binding. The coding region runs from base 135 to 899 and encodes 254 amino acids. Gene Ontology annotation, cellular component: precatalytic spliceosome; nucleus.
CCGAUCUGAAAGAGAUACAAUGCACAGACAUUAAUAGAAACACAGAGGUUGUUAGGGUUUAUAUCUCGCGUUAAUCAACUGAAUUUUCUUUUUCUAAUUUCUGGGUCUUCGUAAGCAGCUCGUAAUUUGGAGCCAUGACUGAGUAUUGGGUUAGCCAAGGUAACAAAUGGUGCGACUUCUGCAAAAUCUACAUAUCGAGCAAUCCUUCCAGUAUAAGGAACCAUGAGCUUGGUCAACGUCACAAGGAUAGUGUGUCCAAUCGUCUUACUUCUAUGAGAAAAGAGAAGGCUGCAAAGGAGAAGGAGGAGAAGGAAGCUGUGCGUGCGCUUGAGCAAAUUGAAGCAAAAGCAAAGCGCAGCUAUCAAAAGGACAUAGCAAAAAUUCAGGAGGCCAGAGAGUCUAAUGCACAUGCACCAGAUUUUCUAGGGGAUAACGAGGAGGAUUGGCAGUAUGACAGCUCGUCUGGUUAUCACUACAAUUCAGGGAAUGGUUUAUACUAUGAUCCAAACUCAGGCUUUUAUUAUUCUGAUGCUAUAGGCAAGUGGGUGACACAAGAAGAGGCAUAUGCUUCAACUGUGGUAUUGCCAGACUCUAGACGUAAAGAAUCCACUUUAAAAAAGCCUACGUCAACAUCAGAGGCGAGUUCAGUUAACGCAAAGAAAGGUCCUGCUGGAAAUGGACCUGCACCGGGUCCAGUUGUAGCAGCUUCCUUGAACCCUAUGAGAUCUGUCAAAGGUGUUCCUUCAUCAUUUGCUGUUAACAAGCGAAAAAGGCAAGAUGUGAAGGUUAAGCCAAAAACCAUUUCUGAAGAAGAGAAAGCUGCACUUAAAGCUAGGGAGGCAGCAAAUAAGAGAGUUGAGAAUAGAGAGAAACCAUUACUUGGUCUUUACAAACACUGACACAGAUCCAUGCUGUUCCUUGAGCCAAAAAGAAAGGUGGAACUGCCACUCUUUCGCUGCAUUGCACUGCUAUCUUGACAAAGAACAUUGAGAAAUGAGGACCUGAUCAUUUUCGUGGCUGACGCCUGACGGUGCAGUUUCUCAGGCUGUCUCUGUCCAAUUUAGUCGACUGCAUUUUACUGAAAAAAAACUCCAUUAUCCUCCUAUUCGAAAUUUAAGUAUCGAUUUGUAUCAUAUGAUUGUUUUGCUGUUGAUCCCUUGAGA